This is a messenger RNA of Haemonchus placei, 540 nucleotides long. The record is from the annotation of a GenBank genome assembly. NCBI's taxonomy places the organism in Eukaryota, Metazoa, Nematoda, Chromadorea, Rhabditida, Trichostrongylidae.
AUGUAUAUUAUAGGCAAUGGACAUUUUCAAAUUCGGAAUCCUUGUUUUCAGGACUACACUCAUGCUGACAUAAAAGCUGCGAAUAUACUGCUAGAGAAGGCGGACGAUUUCUCCACAUGUGUGCUUGCUGACUAUGGCAUAGCUCACUUGUCAAGUAGCAACGAAGACAAACCCGUCAAAAAGAGAGCUCAUGAUGGUACCGCAAUCUUCACCUCAUGUGAUGCGCACCGAGGUUGCCAUCCGUCGUAUCGUGGUGACCUAGAAAUACUCGCAUACAAUAUGGUAUACUGGUUGACAGGCACUUUACCAUGGGAGGCUUGUGUCUCAAAGCCUGAUAAGGUAUAUCAGAUGAAGAAAGCCUUCCUUAAAGGGUUACCAUCAAGUCUGAAUGAGCUUCUAAAGGUUGGGCUCUUCGAUAAAAUAUUUUCGCAAAUAAAUUUUCCUUCUUUUAUUAGCUUGAUCGAGAAAUAUAAAGUACUUAGUAGUUCUUUCAGGACAUCCCGGAAAAUGUCGUGCCACUGGAAAAAAUUUUCGCUAUAG